Molecule: messenger RNA, 1411 nt
Organism: Pisolithus orientalis
Lineage: Eukaryota; Fungi; Basidiomycota; Agaricomycetes; Boletales; Pisolithaceae
Product: Chloroperoxidase
Exons: 4
Coding region: 117-965 (282 amino acids)
Molecular function (GO): peroxidase activity
Source: RefSeq, a predicted model, not a curated record
CGACACUGAUGCUUUAUCUGAGGGAACUGCCUCGUGUAGUUCUUGCCCACUUUAACGACUCAGCGGCUCACUCGUCCCAAACUUGCGAAUACCUGCGAAUCUAACUCGUUGAAGAGAUGAACUCUCUAACCACUUUGAUUCACAAGAUCUUCCUGUACUCGGGAAUUUUUGCUUGGGAUGUUGUCCUCUCCUUUGGAAAUCUCUUACGGUUCAAACGUCAUGUCGGCAAGGUCACUCCGGAAGGCCAUCCAGGUUAUGGUGGCUAUUGGCCAGAGUAUAGGCCACCGAAGGAGGGCGACAGCCGCUGUUCCUGUCCUGCGCUGAACGCUAUGGCUAACCAUGGAAUCAUCGCUCGGAGUGGCCGAGGGAUUAAGUUUACCGAACUGACCAAAGCAAUUCGCCCGACGUAUAACUUUGGGUCUUCUUUCUGCUCUUUCGUACCCCAUUAUGCGGCCUUCAUGUUGAACAAGAGCUACAGCAAGGAUACAUUCGAUCUUGAAGAGCUCGACCUGCAUAAUGGCAUCGAACACGAUGCGUCGCUGACUCGGCUGGAUGCUGCGUUGCAACCAAAACAAGGGGAGAAACAUGCUCCGUACAUUGAAGAACUGCUCUCCUUUGCCACGGGCAAUAAUGGGAGCCUCAUAACGAUCAAAGAUAUGUCAAGGAUCCUAGGCAAACGCCGUGCACAUUCCAAGGCAAACAACCCAAGUUACUCACUCAGCACCUUCCACAAAGUUUUUGGAAGUGCCAAUUCGUCUACUAUGUUAAGGAUCUUCGGAGGUCGGGUAGACGACUUGCGCACGGUGCUAUUGGAAGAGCGCUUACCCGAGGGAUGGGAAUCGCGUGUUCGUGAACCGUAUGGUUUGACCAUGCUCGCCUUCAAUCGGACGGUUUUACCGGUGGAGUGGGGCGUGGAUGAGUCCGAGUGGGCGGACAAGGUCAAGCAGGACAACGAGCGAGCUUGAAAAGCUUUUCGCCGAGAUCGUCGUACUGGAGUCCGGAAUAGCUCUUCAAUGUCAUGAUAUCAUGUCUAAUGAUCGCCCCGGUGCAGACUAUGCAACCUACUUCAUUUACGUGGUUACGUUCCUCAUCAUGAUUCCAUUAUGAUUGUAAAUCUUUUGUAUCAUACGUUUGGCUCGCCUUUUGCCUGAACUUAGCUUAGCUUGGGAUGGUUUGAGAUAAGAGGGCUUUUUCGGUCGUCGGUGGCGGGGGUCCUUGCUAUUGUCGUGACCCGAUGGCAAGAGUACAGAACUUGAAGCUGGUUAUUGGUGUUGCCGAGUGAGGUGACCUCGAUCAGGUGAAGUUGGACUUGGUACCUUCGAAAAUUGACUAGUUUGAUGCAGUUCGAAGGAAGUCAAACAAAGUGCCGGAUCGAACUCUCCCCGAACUGAUCGUAGUAUAUGGACUCGGA